GUAUAAUUAUAAUGAAUUUUACCUAUAAUUGUACGUCCGUGACAGCGUAUGCGUUACUAUUAGCUGUUAACUGUUAUUGUUAUCUCAUUUGUAAUUUCAUAGGAAAAUUUAGUUUUGAUUUAAAUCACAACAAUACUGAAUCGAUAACAUCGCAUGCGACACGAGAAUGGUAGUGGGAAGUCGGAUGAUCAUCAGAAUGUAGGUCAUGAAAUAGUAUUGAUUACCUCCUGUCACACCUAUUCUGUAAAUUUCUGUAGAUUGUCGGUGGUGCUAAGCACGCGAUAAACGCAAAGAACUCCAGUUAUUAGCUGGCAGAUGUUGACUUCAGGAACAAAUUCACAUAUACCUAUUAUAAAGAUAGAGGAGUGGAUGAACAAAGGCAAUAUAGAAAUGAAAAGCAUGACUAAGAAAUGCAUGAUAUGUAAAACAGAAGCGACUCCAAUUUCCAACGCUAGACGUAGCUUUCACAUGUUUCCUAAAAAUGAAUUAUUAAGAAAGAAAUGGAUGGAUGCAAUGAAUUUAUUGGCAACCCCAAACUUCAAAACUGCAUAUAUAUGCAGCGACCACUUUGAUGACAAAUCGUUCCAUGAUACUGAUGAAUUAAGAAGUAGAAAACGACUACGUCCAGAUGCGGUUCCUCAAAGGAUAAGUUUAAAAGAAUCCGAUGAUCCAUCAGAAGAAAAAGAUUUAGGGUCAGAAGAGCUGUUUGAAAGACCCGUUGAUAAAGACCAUUUUAAAUCUGAGAUGGUGACUGAUCUUUCUGAUACAUGUAUUAAAGCCAUAAAUGAACAAGAUUGUUUAACUGGAGAAAAAAGUAACAGUAGUAUGAAUAAUGUUCCAAACAGUGGUAACAGAAGGAAAAAUUCAUUCAUCAAAGAAAUACCACGUAAAAGAAUUCGUUUUAUGAAUGGCUUUCAAACAGAACACAUAACUCGAGAAGACUUUGUUUCUGAUGAAGCUUGGAAUCGCUUCCUCAGGUUAAUAACCUAUGAAAGAAAUAGAAUGGCAGCUGCUCAUAAUAGGAAUUCACGUAAAGAGAAGAAAAUAAAAAAUUUUAAACUCUUAUUGAGAGAUUUGGAAAACCGUGAUGACAUUGAUGCUGCUCAAUACGUGAAGGUCGUUUUAAAAUAACUAUUUUAUAUUUCUGUUUUAUUAUUUUAUUUAAUUAUUACGUAGUUCUCCCGUUUUGGGUUUGGACGGACUUCAGAUUUUACGAUAUUGCAUACUUUAAGUCUUUAAUUCCCUCUUGUAUUUUUAUGUGAUUUUAUAUUGUCAUAUAUUUAUUAACUUU
Bombus pascuorum is the source of this 1291-nucleotide messenger RNA. RefSeq lists its product as uncharacterized. NCBI's taxonomy places the organism in Eukaryota, Metazoa, Arthropoda, Insecta, Hymenoptera, Apidae. The coding region runs from base 316 to 1131 and encodes 271 amino acids. The transcript is spliced from 6 exons. The record is from RefSeq and is a predicted model, not a curated record.